GAACCGUGGCGGGACCGCUUCCACACGCCCACCUUCCUCCGCGGCGACAGCCAGUCCACCACCGACCAGACGCCGACCAGCAACGGGCAGCAGCCUUCUGCCUCGGCGAGCCCGAGCCAGCGGCCGAGCCCGUCCACGCCGUCGGUCUACAGCUUCAGCGUGCCCGUCGCGCCCACCAGCCCCACGCCCGCCCAGCGCCUGAGCUCCAUGGUUGUGAGUCUGGAGCGGCCGCCCUCCAGGACCCGCGCCGAGCAGAUCGACGACUC
Molecule: messenger RNA, 266 nt
Organism: Prorocentrum cordatum
Lineage: Eukaryota; Dinophyceae; Prorocentrales; Prorocentraceae
Source: the annotation of a GenBank genome assembly